Messenger RNA from Cantharellus anzutake, 1096 nucleotides. RefSeq lists its product as uncharacterized. The transcript has 3 exons. The coding region runs from base 116 to 817 and encodes 233 amino acids. The record is from RefSeq and is a predicted model, not a curated record. NCBI's taxonomy places the organism in Eukaryota, Fungi, Basidiomycota, Agaricomycetes, Cantharellales, Hydnaceae.
UGCCUUGCGAUGAUUGUUCGCGCUUCUGUUUUAGGUGCUCGAGUCAAUCAGAGCUCAAACACUCUGUAUGGACCUCUCCUUCCUGUCGGCGGCAUUCUGAAGCAUACGAAUAUAGAUGCUUGAUAUUGACCGUGCGAGGGAGCUCGCAUGUCCUGUAAUGACCAGCUGGAUCCGCCAGCAGAGGCGCCAUCAACCCACCGCCCCCUUGGAUGUGGAGCAGAUCCUAAGAGAACACGGGGGCGCCGAGGAGCUCCGAGGUAUGUCCUCGACUACUUCACCGUUCUUCCCCCGUUUGUAUCCUACGCCGUCAGUGACCACACCCUCGGGAGGUGGUUCUACCAGCCACCACGGCAAGCAUCCUAUCGACACUUGGAGUGGCGACUUUUCGAGCCUCGAUGAUGAGUCUGCUUGCGUCGUUAGGCCUCUCGAGUUCGAGAUUACUCAAGACGUUUAUCACAACUGGAUACCAUCGGCAGAAACGCAGGAGCUCUUGAACAGUCCUACUGAGUUACCACAAGACGGAAGUCAGAUUUACGACUACCUAACCCCUGAGGGUUCUUUCUCGGCUUCGGACGUUCAGCAAAGCUAUGCGAAUGCAGGCAACGCAGCCUGGUACCAACCAGGUCCCUCGUUCAAUGAGGAGAUCACCGAUAUGAUCUGCUCUCCGGAAUUCGACGCGCUAUUGGACAGUGGUUUCAUUCUGACACAUCGCCAGGCCCAAACUUUGAUCUCUGAUACAGUUUCUCUCGCUGCGCCUUCAACAGGAAAUGUUCUGCAUGAAUUUUCAACAAAUUCAUGUCCCUUCAACGUGUUGUGAAUGAUUAAAUGAUCACAUCGAUCGUUCAUUUGCGGACUCGGGCUGCGGCCCUGGCUGUUGUGCGACUCAAGAGAAAAAACGAGGACAUUGAGGGAUAUUCUUACUCGUCUAGUCUCGUCUAGUCUCGUCUAGUCUAGUCUCGUCUCGUCUCGUCUCGUCUCGUCUCGUCUCGUCUAGCCUAGCCUAGUCUAUCGUCCUUUCUCUAGGUCAGAUUCAGCCAGCCUCGCAUCACUUCGGCAAAUCGGCCCGCCUCACAGGCUCGCCAUUUUGUCCUGCACC